Messenger RNA from Cylindrotheca closterium, 1773 nucleotides. Lineage: Eukaryota; Bacillariophyta; Bacillariophyceae; Bacillariales; Bacillariaceae. The record is from the annotation of a GenBank genome assembly.
AUGAUGCGACGUAUUGCUCUGGCAAUAGCCUUGGUGAUCGGAGGAGGGUCUGCAACUACAGCAGCUUUUCAAAUCUCAUUGCCAGUCUCCUCUCAUACCAGUAGAUGGGAGUUAUCAGCAUUGGCCCCAGGAUCAACCAUCACCACUGUCACCAUGAUGGCAAAUGAUCUUACCACAUCACCCUUGGUAGAAACAUCUUCGUCACUUUCGCUUCUUGCUUCAGAUGCCCCCAGCUGGCUGCAGCCUCUUUUGGCCAAUCCAGCCUUUUGGACGACCUCGGUGCUGCUCAUUAUUGUGGGAAUGCUCGUCACUUGGGACACCAUGGUGGAACGGGCCCGAGAAGCCAUGCCUCCCGCCAUUGCUACGGUCAUUGACAACAUCUUGAUGGAAAUGGGAAGUCUCGGUUUCAUUGGAUUGAUUCUCAGCGCAGCUCUGAAUAAUCCUGUUUCUCCUCUCCAAACGGGGGUCGCACAUCUUUCGGAAGUUUACCUCGGCGACGGAGAAUUACUCUUGGAGAGUUUUCACUUUCUUCACGAACUCUUUUUCCAGGUCGCCAUUGUCUACUUUUUUGGUUCGGCAUUCAUGACACAACGGGUGAUUAACUCGAUCGAAUUUGCUUCCGAUCUUGCAGAAAAGCAUGCCGUGGCCCACAAGCAAUGUCUGACGGGUGACGAUACCCUGGACGAAGAAUGUCUGGCCAUGGAAGACUAUCAGGAUAUGCUCCGCCAAUAUCAAGAGACACGGUCCCACGAAUCGGACAAUGUCUUCCUGCGGGAACUCACCAUUUCCACCACCGAGAGGGGGACAGAAGCCUUGGUCAUUCGCGAGCGAAUCCAACAAGAAGUCCUUCACCUUCCCGAGUGGUACAGACUCGACAAAGAUCUUGAAGAAGCUUUUGCCACGGAAGAGCUUAAUUUGAUCAAGAUUGCGCCAUCGACGUGGCUUCCUCUGAUUCCAAUCCUGGCUCUAGCGGCGUCGGUGGACCUGGGGAAUGAUGUAGCCAAUCCGGGCUCGAUUGAAGCGAUCGCCUCCUCGGGGUACUUUGUGGCCACCCCGGGAGUAUUUUACCCUUUGAUGGCCUUGCAACUUUUGAAACUGGGCUGGGGAUUGCUCAAUUUUUGGAAAAUGGCUACCAUUAAGGAUAUGCUCAUCCCUCGACUGACGACCAACAAAAUGGUGGAUCCAGCCACCGAGUUGGUAACGAAACCAGCAGGCGAGAGUGCUACCGCACGGCGGUUCUUUGCCUCGACGCCUUGGUUUGCGGAACCUGUGGAAACAGUCUUUGCGAAGCCAUCCACAAAUCGAGUACAAGAGUUGUUUGGAACCGUUGGGGGCAACGGGGUCAAUUUUUACUUUGAAUCAAUCAAGUUGCACACCUGGCUUUGUGUUGCAACUCUGGUGGCCUUUGCCUUUCAAAUCAUUCCCAGAGAUUUGUUUGCCUUCUUUUCAAAUGUCGAAGGAGUUGGAAUUCCAAGUCAAGUGGUACCCGAACUCAUGGUACAAGGAACGUAUGCGGUCAUGAACAUUGUAUUUCUCUUGUACGUUUCCCCAAUCGCCUUCAUGAACUUUGCCAUUAUUUCGUGUGCCGAACGAGCGGUCGCUCAACACGAAGAAAUUUCAGUUGAACCCAAAGUGCUGACUUCGUUGGUGACAUCAAUUGAAUCUGAAAUGACGCCUUCUCUUGCGACAGUUGGAUCCAAUUCAACUUAUGCAUUGGCAUACGAAGAAGCCACUGAUUCCACAUUAUUCACAAACCAAAGAGACGAGAAUUGA